Molecule: messenger RNA, 714 nt
Organism: Scedosporium apiospermum
Lineage: Eukaryota; Fungi; Ascomycota; Sordariomycetes; Microascales; Microascaceae
Exons: 2
Coding region: 1-714 (237 amino acids)
Source: RefSeq, a predicted model, not a curated record
AUGACCAACAACAUUAGCGACAACACUACCAACAACAACGUCGACGAAACCAACAACAUGAACCGAACUCGCAGGGGCUCUGUCGGCAAUGCCGUCUUUAGAAACCUCUUCCAGCGAAGCUCUUCGACUUCGACUGGUUCAGCCAGCGUCUUGCCUCCGGCGGCACUGAACAUUAACGAUGCUGCUCAGCGGCGUCGCCUGUCCGUCUCCACCCUCGGCAUCCAUGGCACGUCGCCCACUUCCAGCAAUGCACCCUACCACUUCCGUAGGGCGAGCACGUCCACCAACUCUAACCACUCCGAGGCCAUUGAUGAGUGCGCAGUCGAGGAGGACGACAUGAUCUACUCCUCCAGUGCAAAGACUGCCCCCACCAGUCCAUUUCGACGUAUGAGUAUGGGAGGGCCCCCAGGACGUGGUUUCCGCAACGGAAGCAUUGGUACAGACCAAAACACUUUUAGCUGGGCUGAGCAACUCCGGACCCGAGCCGAAAGCUCGGUUUCUGGCCAACGGCCUUCCUUCUCUUUUGCGAGCAGCUUUAGCACCUCUCCCCCUCGUGCCAACUUCGUUCCCUCUCCUGUGGAGCGUGCCCGGCCCGCGGUCGAGAUGCAGGCGCCUCCUGCGCAGGCAGCGGCCGUCAAGCCCAAGCAGCCUGAGAGGCGAAAGCCAGAUCCCUUCCAGGAGCGUAUCUUGAAGGGCGACUUCUACAUGGACUAA